AUGUUCAUGUCUCCCUCGUCACGCAAAGACCUCGUCACCUCCACUCCUUUCGUCAACUACCAAGAUCCCGUUUGCAUCCAAGGCGAUCAGUUUCUUCCAGACUUUUCGCCGCUGGUCUAUCUCGACCAACAACAGCAACAACCGCGAUUGCAGUCGCCGUUCCAGUAUCAUCCGGACCUGCACUUCGUCUCUCCGCCGUCUUCCGCGCCCUCUUCGCCUACCUCAUCCCCCUCCUCCUACUCCUCCUACUCCCAGCCUCCCGUGACAACGGCGCUUGCCACGGACUACUCCUCGGCCGUCUUUGACGGCACCACCUCUUUCGAAGCUCCUUCCAUGACUCCCGCGUCCUCCUACAACCCUUCGAUACACAUCUCCCAUCCAACCUCUCCGCCAUCGUCGCAACCCUACAUCCAACAGCAGUAUCCCCAGCAGUACAUCUUCAACAACUCUCCCAUGUUGGCGCAACAACGGGUCGCAAACAACCACGGUUGGGACGCCAACCUCCAGCUCCUGAGCCCCGCGCGCAUUCAGCAGAACAACGUCUCGCAAUACAGCCCAGAGUUCCAGCAGCCGCAGCAACAGCAGAAAGCCUCUCCGAGUCGCUCCUCGAGCAAAUCCGCCCCGGCAGGAAGCUCCUACCAGCGUUCCAACGGUGCGGGCUUCUCGCGGCCACUGCCUACUCCCGAGCACACGCCUGUCCAGCACUCCUUCAUGGGAACUCAAUACCACGGCUUUGAUGAUGCUAGCCAAGCUGAUGCUGAUCUCGCCAUCCGCCGAGCUGUGAUGGAACAGAAGCAGCAACAGCAACAGCAGCAGCCUCACCACCAACACCAAUCCAGCGAACACUCGCUGGCGCCUUCGGUAUCCAGCGUGAGCCACAACUCUCCCGUGACUCCGCAUGCGAGCUUCGAGGAGCUCGACGAUACCUCCAAGGCGAUCGUCAAUGGUGAGCAGCGAAUUUCUGACAUAGACAAAUGGAUGGAUGAUUACUUACAAUUCGAUCCGCCAGAAUACAAUAAUCAAACCGGCAACACCAACACCAAUAUGUCCGUGGGCGUUCCCAGGCUCAACCGCACCAUCUCCGAUGUCUAUCAAGACGAACUCUACAAUCCCGCCAUGAUGUCCGCUUCGCAGGUGCCGAAGCCCCCGACCAACCAGCAGCAGCAGCAGAACAUGAUGCCCUUCCGUAAUGUCUUUGCGGACCGGCUUCAGGCUGCUAACCAGGGUCACCUGUCGGCCCGGUCGCAAUCUCCAGCGGUGGCGAUGAGCCGUGAUCGCUCGCCCUUCCGCCAGGGUUCCCCUCUAGCCGGCGAAUUCGACACGGCUACGCUGCAGAACCCCCCUAUGACCACGAGUGUCCCCGGGCAGCAAGCGGGUAUGGGCCAAGCCGCCUCGGGUGAGCCCAAGACCAUGUCUCCCAAGGACGCUCUGCUGGACUUCAACGAAGGGGAAGAUGCGACGAUGCCCAUGUUCUCCUCGAACCAGGCCGACUUCAACCUGGGCGAUGCCAUGGGUCUCCGACGGGAAAGCUCAUCGUCCUUCCAGCCGUCUCAGAACUUUACGUCGAUGGACUCAUUCCCAGCUCAGUACGCUCCGCAGGGAGUGCCCCAGCAAUACCAUUUUGCCCAGCCACAACAGGGCCGUCAGCACCCGUCCGCGCAGCAGAACAACCUUCUGCACCAGACUCCGGACUUUCCCGCGUCGCUUCCGAACUUUGAGUCUACGGGUAGUGAUAUUCUCCCCUCUACGGAGCUCCCCUCCCAACCGAUGAACAUGCCGAUCCAGCCGGUGCACGAAGAGAUUAUGCGUCCGGAGAAUACUUCCUCUGACAGUGGCACCUACACCUGCACCUAUCACGGCUGCACCCUUCGGUUUGAAACUCCCGCCAAGCUGCAGAAGCACAAGCGUGAGGCACACCGUCAAACCACCCCUGGCGGCCACCUGGUGGGGCGUGACAGUGCGUCGCGCAAUUCUCAGGCUGGUCCCCACAAGUGUGAGCGGAUCAAUCCCUCGACAGGCAAGCCGUGCAAUUCGAUCUUCUCUCGCCCCUACGACCUGACGCGGCACGAGGACACGAUCCACAAUGCUCGCAAGCAGAAGGUUCGCUGCCAUCUGUGCACAGAGGAGAAGACGUUCUCGCGCAACGAUGCGCUCACCCGACACAUGCGGGUGGUGCACCCGGAGGUCGAUUGGCCUGGCAAGCAGCGGCGCCGGGGUCGGGAGUGA
Messenger RNA from Aspergillus terreus NIH2624, 2226 nucleotides. Its product is annotated as stress-regulated transcription factor RPN4. The transcript has a single exon. NCBI's taxonomy places the organism in Eukaryota, Fungi, Ascomycota, Eurotiomycetes, Eurotiales, Aspergillaceae. The coding region runs from base 1 to 2226 and encodes 741 amino acids. The record is from RefSeq and is a predicted model, not a curated record. Gene Ontology annotation, cellular component: nucleus. Gene Ontology annotation, biological process: regulation of transcription by RNA polymerase II.